Chelmon rostratus (copperband butterflyfish) is the source of this 3062-nucleotide messenger RNA. RefSeq names its product cyclin K (gene ccnk). The record is from RefSeq and is a predicted model, not a curated record. Gene Ontology annotation, molecular function: cyclin-dependent protein serine/threonine kinase activator activity. The transcript is spliced from 11 exons. The coding region runs from base 119 to 1777 and encodes 552 amino acids. Gene Ontology annotation, biological process: regulation of transcription by RNA polymerase II; positive regulation of DNA-templated transcription, elongation. Gene Ontology annotation, cellular component: cyclin/CDK positive transcription elongation factor complex; nucleus. Lineage: Eukaryota; Metazoa; Chordata; Actinopteri; Chaetodontiformes; Chaetodontidae.
UGGCGGUGCCCUCGUUACAAAGGAGGCUGUUGAUGAUCACUUGUUAGCCAACUUAUUGUAAAUAACUGCGAAAUAUUCGUACAGCUGUCUGCGUUGGGCGAUUUACCCCGACGAAUACAUGUUAAAGUCCAGUGCAGCGGGUCCAUCCACCGUUGCCUCUCCUCAGCCAAUGAAGGAAUCCAAGGAGAAUUUGUCAAUGUUCGGCCAAGGAAUCCUGGACCACAUCAAGCCAUGCUGGUACUGGGACAAAAAGGAUUUGGCCCACACCCCCUCACAGUGUGAAGGCCUGGACCCCGGCACAGAGGCCCGGUACCGGAGAGAAGGAGCCCGCUUCAUAUUUGACGUGGGGACCAGACUUGGCCUACACAAUGACACACUGGCAACAGGCAUCAUAUAUUUCCACCGCUUCUACAUGUUUCACUCCUUCAAGCAGUUCCCCAGAUAUGUGACAGGUGCUUGCUGUCUUUUCCUGGCUGGGAAAGUAGAGGAAACCCCAAAGAAGUGUAAAGACAUCAUCAAAACAGCCCGCAGCUUACUGAAUGAUGUGCAGUUUGCCCAGUUUGGAGAUGACCCAAAGGAAGAGGUGAUGGUGUUGGAGAGAAUUUUGCUCCAGACUAUCAAAUUUGACCUGCAGGUGGAGCACCCUUACACAUACCUGCUUCGCUAUGUCAAGCAACUCAAAGGUGAGAAGAAUAAAGUGUGCAAGGUGCUACAGAUGGCGUGGACAUUUGUCAAUGACAGCCUGUGCACCAUGCUGUCCCUGCAGUGGGAACCAGAGAUCAUUGCGGUAGCCGUCAUGCACCUGGCCGCCCGCCUCUGUAAGUUUGACAUUCAGGAGUGGACCGCCAAGCAGUCGUCACGCCGCUGGUGGGAGCAGUUUGUCCAGGACGUCCCAGUUGAGCUGCUUGAAGACAUUUGCCACCAGAUCCUUGACCUGUACUCUCAGGGCAACAAACCCAUUCCUCAGCAGAUGCAGGAAAAGGAGCGGGCGCCUGCCCCUCCAGCCCCCGCUCCUCCGGCCUCACAGGGACAACCACCAGCCGCCAACCCUCCUCCACCGCCACCAAAGAAGACUUCCCCUCAGGGAGGCAGCCCUGCACGCCAGCUCAAACGCUCACAUACAUCCCCAAAAGAUGAACCAAAGGCUCCAGAACAAGUUGGAUCAAAGAUUCCUCGGCUGGAGAGCCCCAUGCCCCCUCUGCCCACACUGCAGCCUCCCCCAGACCGCAAAGCCCCAGCUCCAGCCCCUCCCACGGAAGCAGAACCAGGAAGUGAAGCAGCUCCGCCUCCCCCGCACGCUCCCCCUCCGCAUCAACAGCCCCCUCCCCUGCCCCAUCGCCCUCCUCCACCUCCGCCCUCCAACUACAUCAUGUCCACCACCAGCUCCUACAUGUCCGGAGAGGGCUUCCAGAGCCUGCAGUCAAUGAUGAAGACAGAGGGGCCCUCCUACGCCCCCAUGCCGCCCAGCUACGCUCCCCCAAUACCGCCAUAUCACCCCCAUGUCUAUCCACCGCCUGCAGCACCACCUCCAGGCCCUCCGCCUCCUCCUUCCACCUACCCCCCACCCAGCUUGCCGCCGACGUAUCCGCCACCUGGCUACAACAGCUAUCCUCCCCUACCGCCCCCACGCAUGCCACCGGGCCACGUACCCCCUCCAGGUAUAGGUCUCCCACCUGCUGGGUACCCUCCUCCACCUCCUGUGCCCCCAGGACAGUCACAGGUGCCCCUGCCCCCUCCGCCUGGCAUGCCUCUGAACCGCGGUGGGUGGAUGAGAUGAGAGCGUGACAGUCUAUGAACUGAAUGUGUGCAGAGCCCCAGCUGGGGAGGGAGCAGGAGAGAGAGAACAACCAGGAUCUGGUGUUAUUCUGGUACAAAUCGAGGGAGAGCUUGUUCACCUCCAGAAUGACUUUUUUGAUGAGGUUCUUAAAGAAGGCUUAACAACACAUAGACCUGAAAGGAAAAGUUAGGUCUGGACAGGAUUGUUAUGAGAACCUGAACUGGCACUGAAAGUGAGAAAAAUCCUGAAAUAUUUUUGAAAAUAAAAGGCUUAAACAUGUACUGGAUGGUACGUAAUGUGCCUAGUUCCAGGAUCUUGUAAUAAGCACUGUCCACUCAUCAGUCUUGUUCUGGAAAUGCACCAGGAAAUAUUAGCACCCUGAAUUUUUUUUUUUGUGUGUCACUAAUUGUGUGCGAAUGAAAUGUACCAUUUUUGCUUAAAGGUAUACCAUGCAGGAUAUAUCGGUCACUGUUUGUAAACACAACAUUCAAACUCAGCCCCGAGUCAACGCCAUCAGAAGCCGGCUUGUAAACUGCAAGCUAAUAUUGUAGGAACAUUACAUUUGUUGUAAUGGAAAAGCAGAUACUUCGGCAAGCUAACGCAGCUAACCGCCGGCACCUACCUGUCCAACAGAAAACAGGCCUGUAGGUAAACAUGCCUUCACACGUUUCUAAUGGGUCAUAAGUGAUGAUUGUGAUUGUUACUCUUGUAUCAGUCUAUACAUUGUUUUUUAGGAAAAUCCUGCUUAGUAUACCUUUUUGAGUAGAUAAAAGGUUGAUCACCCUGAUCAUGUGUUUUGGUUUUCCUUCAUUUCCUGUCAUACCAGUGUCCUUUUCCCCACAAUCUGUUUUGCUGAGAAAAUUAGAGCAUAAUUAAGCUUGAGAUGGCUGAGCAUCCGGUAGUCAAAUAUAAAAAGGACUCUCUCACUGAAAGACAUGAUUAUACAGUUUGUCCUUUUUGUCAUAUUACUUUUAUUCUGUGAAAACAUUGAGGCCAUGUUGCAAGAUGUUUGUGCUACCAUUAGACUCUUAGUUCUUAUAUCCUGUCACAUUUUUGUGAAUCAGCACUGUAGACGGUAUUACAGUUAUCACACCAACUGUGUCUAACACUGGACAGUCUAAGGUUAAUAUUUGUACAUAUCUGAGCUUUUCAUUUAGGCUUUUUGUUUGUUUUGAGAGUUUCUAUCCAUAUGUGCCUUAGUCAGGCUCCUCUUUUCUGUAUCCUGCACACAGCUUUGGUUAUGUGUCUGAGUGGCACUUAGGACAAUAAAGAUCUGCUUUUCCUA